This is a messenger RNA of Clunio marinus, 715 nucleotides long. The record is from the annotation of a GenBank genome assembly. NCBI's taxonomy places the organism in Eukaryota, Metazoa, Arthropoda, Insecta, Diptera, Chironomidae.
UUUAAUAAAUAAAAGAUACACAUGUGUAUUAAAUCUGUAUUUUGUAAUUGUGAAAUAUUAAAAUAUCUGAAAAUACAAGAAUCAAAUAUUAUUUUAUGCAAGAUUUAAAGUAAAUUUAAAGUUAUAAAUAAAAAAUAUAAAAGUCACUACGGAUUAUUUCUAAGUAUACUAAAGAUUGCAGUCUCAAAAGGAAAAGAAAAGACCAUCAGAUGAACGCAAGCAGAUAAUCGACGACGAGAAUUUGUCAAAUGGAACGUCAUAAUAAUCAUAAUUUUAAUUUGUAUGCGCCAUAAUGGAUGAGCUAAGAAGAAAAUCAUCGCUUAACGCACCACCAAAUAUAUCUCAAACCAUCACAAAUCCACCACUGCAACGACAUCAAAGUUUGUCGGAAGCUGAACGAACUUAUAUCUUCACAUCAAAUGUGAGCGAAGGUCAACCAAAUGUGGGACUCUUGCCAAGCGCCGUUCGUAUCGGUUCGGGACAUUCUCGAUCUAUCAGUCAUGGUGGAGGAUCCGUGGGUGGACCACUUCGACCAUCACUUAAAUCGGCGAUGAAAGGAGGUCAUCAACGUGCGUUAUCUCAAGGCCAAAUUCAUGAUCCGCCAAGAUCAGGUCAUACUCGUGUUGGAUCGAAAACCGAUUUUAUUCUACCACCAACACAUAAAGAUCCUGAUGAGAAUCUUGAUUCAAAUGCGACAAGUGCUUUGUCAGGUCGU